Molecule: messenger RNA, 223 nt
Organism: Racocetra persica
Lineage: Eukaryota; Fungi; Glomeromycota; Glomeromycetes; Diversisporales; Gigasporaceae
Source: the annotation of a GenBank genome assembly
AGUUUAGAAGAGGCCAUUGAAGUAACAAAUAAUUCAAUAAUAAUUGAAAUUGAUAAUGAUGAAAAUGCAAUUGAAGAAUACUUAAUGUCUUAUACAUUUUUAUUUAUUGUUAAUAAAGAAUACUUUAACUCAAAUAAUAGAAAUGAUAACAAUAAGGAUGAUGAUAACAAGGAAAAAAGCGACUAUAAAAUUGAUAAUAGCGAAAAAAAUAAUAACAAUAAAG